AUGCAUUAUCAAAAUUCCCCAUGUCUUCACCUCGUCCUCUUCAAUUUCAUCCUCCACACAUCCGCAUCUCCUCUCUACUACUCCCCAUCCUCAAGAGAUGAUAACCAAAUCCGAUCUACACUUACUACAACAUGCUUGAAUGAGUAUUUUGGAGGUUGUUGCGCUGUUGAUGAAUUUGGCGGUUAUGGUUCUUGCACAAACGCAACCUUACUCGUAUCCAACGUGUCAUGGACCGGUAUGCCAACCACCCAAACCGCAAAUGAAUGGGGAUGUACAGAUCCAGUCAAUGGAACUCUGAUCGGUGCGGGGUGUUGUUCAUGGAGCUCGACUUAUAUCGACACAACCUAUCCCAACGGAGUGGUUCUUCCUACGCUUCAAAAAUCAAUGGCAUGUACAGCGAGUAACGCAGGACUCUCAAAAUUAAAAUCCAAGAGAAUGGAAGACAGGGGCGGGGUAAUGAAGCAAGGUUGGGGUGAUGUGUGGUCAUUUUGGUGA
This is a messenger RNA of Botrytis deweyae, 495 nucleotides long. RefSeq lists its product as uncharacterized. The transcript has 3 exons. NCBI's taxonomy places the organism in Eukaryota, Fungi, Ascomycota, Leotiomycetes, Helotiales, Sclerotiniaceae. The record is from RefSeq and is a predicted model, not a curated record. The coding region runs from base 1 to 495 and encodes 164 amino acids.